Molecule: messenger RNA, 2908 nt
Organism: Choloepus didactylus (southern two-toed sloth)
Lineage: Eukaryota; Metazoa; Chordata; Mammalia; Pilosa; Megalonychidae
Gene: GOLPH3L
Product: golgi phosphoprotein 3 like
Exons: 6
Coding region: 349-1206 (285 amino acids)
Biological process (GO): Golgi organization; Golgi to plasma membrane protein transport; retrograde vesicle-mediated transport, Golgi to endoplasmic reticulum
Cellular component (GO): Golgi cisterna; cytosol; trans-Golgi network
Molecular function (GO): phosphatidylinositol-4-phosphate binding
Source: RefSeq, a predicted model, not a curated record
CCAGGUUAGGUUGCCUAGUGAUCCUGAGGAAGCUGAUGUGUUAUUCCUUCUCUACAUCGAAGGAUCAGGAAGUUUGUGCUCUCUGCGUGGUUGAGAAGUUUUUCACCUACUAGGACGGGGGUGGAGGGGGCAGGUGUCCCCCUAAAAUAGAGCGCAAGCUUCAGCCUACGUCCGUCCGUAACCCAGGAGUUAUAUCAGUUACAACGUUAAAGACAUUGUGCUAGUUGCUGUGGAGAAUAUAAAAACCCAAGAAGACAAUAAUCCCUGCCCUCAAGAAGUUUACAGUUGACAUACAGCCUUUUCAACAGAAAGACUAUAAUAAAUUCUUUAAAGGAAAAACAGGUGAGAAUGACCACUUUAACUCAUCGGGCCCGUCGCACUGAGGUAAGCAAGAACUCUGAAAAGAAGGUGGAAAGUGAGGAAGACACUAAUCAAGAGAGAACUACAGACAACGAGGACUCUGGAGACUCUAAGGAUAUCCGUCUGACACUUAUGGAAGAAGUAUUGCUCCUGGGACUAAAAGAUAAAGAGGGUUACACAUCUUUCUGGAAUGACUGCAUAUCAUCUGGCCUGCGAGGAGGCAUCCUGAUAGAGCUGGCCAUGCGGGGUCGAAUCUAUUUAGAACCUCCCACCAUGCGUAAGAAGAGACUACUAGACAGAAAGGUACUGCUAAAGUCAGACAGCCCAACGGGUGAUGUCUUACUGGAUGAAACACUCAAGCACAUCAAAGCAACAGAACCCACAGAAACUGUCCAAACAUGGAUAGAGCUACUCACUGGUGAGACCUGGAACCCCUUCAAAUUACAGUACCAGCUGAGGAAUGUACGAGAACGAAUUGCAAAGAACCUCGUAGAGAAGGGUAUUCUAACCACUGAGAAGCAGAAUUUCCUGCUAUUUGACAUGACUACUCAUCCAGUGACCAAUACUACAGAGAAGCAGCGACUAGUGAAAAAACUUCAAGAUAGUGUACUAGAGCGUUGGGUAAAUGACCCUCAGCGUAUGGACAAGCGAAUUCUGGCACUCCUGGUGCUAGCUCACUCCUCUGAUGUGCUAGAGAAUGUCUUCUCCUCUCUGGCAGAUGAAAAGUAUGAUGUGGCAAUGAAUCGAGCCAAGGACCUGGUUGAACUGGACCCUGAAGUGGAGGGCACAAAACACAGUGCCACAGAGAUGAUCUGGGCUGUGCUGGCAGCUUUCAAUAAAUCCUAAAGCCAGCAGGUGGGUUUCUCCUUUUCCUCUGCUGGCUGAUGACUGUCAGAGACCCCAUCACUGAGUUUUGUGUGAUGAGAUGUUUUUGCAUCAUUUUUUUUUCCUUCUCUUGAAUCAGACUCAUGAUUUGGAGAGAGCAAUAUCAGGGCUUCUCCAUAGACCUUAAUUAUUAUAAGCAGAUUUUAUUUCUCUCUAUACUUCCAUUCCAGAGGGUAAUAAACUGGGUGAACUACACACAUCCCAUUUCUUGGCUUAGUUUCAUCCAGUGUGCUUUUGGACAAGCAGGAAUAACUCAGUGGGGUUUGGACUUCUCCAGUCACAGAAUGUGAAUGAGAUGAAGAGCAAACCAUUUAUUUCAUUUUUAAAAUUUGGGGGUUUUGUCUCUCUUAAAUUCAUGGCUCUUUCAAAGCCUUUGUCUCUCAGACCCUGCUAAAUAAUGUAGUUUAUUGGAAUAAUUGUGCUUUGAAUAAGGGACAAUGGAAAAAAAAAAAAAACCAACUAAUAUUUGGAGCAGAGGUCUCUGGGAUUGUGAUUCCUUUUCUAACCUAAUGAAAAUGUCCCAAUUUGGUUACUUGGAUCUUAUAGUUCAGAAUUAUAUUCAGUACUCCUCCCUCUUAUCCCUCAUUCAUCAGGACAAAAGUCUAAAUGAAAAAUGUUAUCUCUUAACACCUCCUUCAAGCAGUCAGUAUAAAUGUGUACAGGAGGGAAGAGACAUAAGAAUUUCCACUCUUUAGCACUUGACUGUCCUGUUUCCUCCGAACUAUUUUAAAUGGCUCUGCUCCGAAUUGAGGAGCUGAAUAGCAGCAAGCAGCACCCUGAGCAGACAUAAAAACUUCCAGAUCUUAUUGUUCCCUAUUUUUGGCUUCCCACAUAAAUUAAGAAAUUCUAUCUGUAUUUAAGAGUUCGGGGGUGGUUUUGUUUAUAAUUAAUCCACAGAUAACCAGUCUAGUCAUCAGUCUCAGUUCAAUACAACCCUCUUUCUGGCUGAAUUUCUAAAACGUUUUCCACUUCAGUUAUGAAGGCAGAGAGAAGCUUUGUUAUGAAAGACCUUAUUUAGAAGGCCCAAAGUAUCCCGAUAGAAAUACAGCAUUUGGGGAUAUAAAGCAGAUAGGCAUUUGUUUUGCUAUUACUUUUAAUGAAUCCUGCCUCUUGACCAUUAGAGAAAAACAGGCUGUUAUGGAUCUAAUACAGAUGACUCAGACUUGAUCUGAUCUUCCUGAACAGAAAUAAUUGAGUGAUUAUAACUUUAUCUCCUCCUCCAACUCUAACCAGCCCCCAAAAUUCCCAAACUCAAGAUUUUUUUUGUUUUUCACUUCAGGUAUCUGUCUCUUAAGUGAGUAAAGAUACAAAGUGUAAUGUGAAGCAAACUGUAGAUGUGAGUCUGAAAAGAGCUCCACUCUGGCUUUCUAAAAGUAGAAAAGCCCAUUUGUGGGUCAUCUCUACCUAACUCAGCUUUUUCUUUCCAUUUGAAUAAUUCGGCAUGAAUUGAAACCAGGUUUUCCUGUGGAAAGUUUCAGCUUGAUUGGGGAGUAGAAGUUGAGUUGAGUUCUUUAUUGAAACUCUUGGUCAGUGUUUAUUUUUAUAUUGUAUCCCAAAAAGAUGAAGAUGUCUUUAUUUUGAAUCUGCAUAAUGUUCACUGCCAAACACCUUCUCAUUUAAAGCAUAUGGGCAUCACUUCUGUAUAAUAAAGAUCAACUCUUGG